AUGUCCCAACAGUACUUGGUUGUUGAUAAUGGGUCAUAUAGCAUCAAGGCUGGCUUCAGUACUGGCGACUAUAACGAAAACAAUGCGCUGAAUGCAUUGAAAACCCAGAAUUCGAUAUCAAGAACGAAAGAUGGAUUGAUAUAUAUUGGUAAUGACUACUUAACGCAAACGAACAACUAUAGUGGGAUAAAUAUCAAAAGACCGCACGAGCAAGGACAUUUGACUUCAUGGGAAACAGAGAAACCAAUCUGGGACUAUACUUUAGAUAAGUUAUCACCUAAGAAGGAGCUAGAUUUAUCAUCGAUACAUUUAACAUUAACUGAAACCCCAUUUCAAUUACCCCAAUUAUCAAUCAAUACUGACCAAAUAAUAUUUGAAGAGUAUGGGUUCAAUGAGUAUUAUAGAUGUGCCCCGGCAUCGCUAGCGCCGUGGCUGAAUAAAACUGAAGCAGAGCCAAAUGAUUUCAAUUUAAUAAUUGAUUCUGGAUUCCAAUCAACCUGGAUAAUCCCAGUAAUUUAUCAGAAAGUUUGGUGGAAAGGAGUUAAAAAAUUACCAAUCGGGGGUAAAUUAUUGAAUGGAUUAUUAAGAGAUUUAAUUUCAUUUCGACAUUACGAUAUAACUGAUGAGCCUUUAUUAAUCAAUACUAUUAAAGAACAAACAUGUUUUGUUGCUAAUGAUUUUAAUAAAAUUUUACAAAAUAAAUUAGACUCUAAAUGUGAAUUUGUAUUACCAGACUUCAAGACUACAAUUACUGGAUAUGUACGUACCAAAGAUACAGAGUUAUCACAAGAUGUCCAAUCAUUAAAAUUAUUUGAUGAACGAUUUAGUGUUCCGGAAUCGAUAUUUCAUCCCGAGGUUAUUUUUGAUAAUAAUUCAACUUCUGCUAAUAAUUCAAUGAUUCAAUCUACACCUUUCAAGAAUAUCAUUGAUUUAAUUGUUGAAUCAAUCAUGUCGUGUCCCGAGAUUACCAGGCCUUUAUUAUCGGGUAAUAUAACUUUUGUUGGUGGUACCACUAAUUUAUCUAAUUUUAAGGAAAGGAUACUUUAUGAGUUGAAAAAAGAAUUACCCGGUGACUGGAUUGUUAAAUCAAAACCAAAUUUAUUCAAGAAUUAUGAUGAAGUAAAUUGGCAUGGUGGGUUAAAUUUAGUAAAUAAUGAUAUUAUUGAUAAAUUAAGUAUAUCUAGAAAAGAAUAUUUUGAACAUGGUUCAAACUGGUGUCAAAAUCAUUUUGGUUUUGAAAAUAUUAUAAAUUAA
Molecule: messenger RNA, 1254 nt
Organism: Hyphopichia burtonii NRRL Y-1933
Lineage: Eukaryota; Fungi; Ascomycota; Pichiomycetes; Serinales; Debaryomycetaceae
Exons: 1
Coding region: 1-1254 (417 amino acids)
Cellular component (GO): Swr1 complex
Molecular function (GO): nucleosome binding
Source: RefSeq, a predicted model, not a curated record